Molecule: messenger RNA, 519 nt
Organism: Penicillium verhagenii
Lineage: Eukaryota; Fungi; Ascomycota; Eurotiomycetes; Eurotiales; Aspergillaceae
Exons: 2
Coding region: 1-519 (172 amino acids)
Source: RefSeq, a predicted model, not a curated record
AUGUCCCAAGAAUAUUAUAUGAGCUGUGAGAUAGUAAAGGCCCACUUUGCUCACAUACAUAUCGUGCCGAUCAACUCGUGGGAAACGGCUGUUGAUCGCUUCUGGGUGAAUGUUCUGAACAAAUAUUUCACCCGAAAUUAUAAUUUUGACGUCAUCACACAAACACGACCAGACUCUACACGUGAACUGCACACCGAAAUUACUGUCCAGCGCUUUCUGGUUUAUGAGAGCAAGUGCGCAUACGAGGGCCGCACUGCUCGAUGGAAAGAAGCUCUGGAUCAACUCGAGGGUUAUCUACAGGCCACAUUCAUAAAUGAGCCGGGCACCCUUGGCCCUCUUUAUGGUGCAGUGGCUAUUGGAAGGUUUGUUCGAUUCUACGUGAUUGAACAUAAGAACGAUAGAAUGCAUGAUUUUAACGCAAAGCCUGGCGGCGAGGCAUAUCAUGUUGAAGGGGAUGAGGAAGAUAUUCAUGGCAUCCUUGAAACGAUUCGCGACGCAGCAAUUCAGUUAAAAUCCUAG